This is a messenger RNA of Anthostomella pinea, 1113 nucleotides long. NCBI's taxonomy places the organism in Eukaryota, Fungi, Ascomycota, Sordariomycetes, Xylariales, Xylariaceae. The record is from the annotation of a GenBank genome assembly.
AUGUUCUCCUCGCCUGCUUUGAUCACAGCACUCGCCUUGGCUACGGCGGCGUCUGCCUUCGCUGUCAACGCGAACCCCUUGUACGUGGAGGAGGCACCCGACCACCUACGGCCAUACGUGAUCCAGCACUACAAGAACAGCCAUGCCGUGACAAUCGACACUCAGCUUUACCGCUUCAUGGUGACGGGGCCGUCUUCAGAGAACGCCUUUACUCUGCUGGCUACUAAUGCGCCCGGCAGCGGCUCUCUGGGCGUGCUGCCUCACAUUCACCGUCGCCAUUAUGAGAACUUCUUCAACUACAAGGGCCGCUUCCAGCUGUGGGUGCAGAAAGACAACGGCGAGCAGCAGGCCCGCGUGCUGAGCCCGGGUGACUAUGGAGCGGUAGUCCCGAACACAACGCACACGUUCCAGAUCACGGAUCCGGACACUGAGCUGCUGGGUGUCAUUGUUCCCGGAGGUUUCGAAGACUUGUUCUACGCCCUCGGCACGAACUUCACCUCUGGCACAGACACCCCCUACGUGCCCUCCAAGUCCAACGGCAGCAGCUCAGCAGGCCCCGACCCGGGCAUGAUCGCAUCCCUCCAGGAGUUUGACGUUUACGCGCAAUUGAACUUCACCGAGAGACGCGACCUGGUCAACGGCUCCGCCCCGUCGAGCGCCACGUGGCACAGCAGCACCAACGCCCUCGGCGAGGUCGGAGAGCCGUACUUCGUCGCCAACGGCUACGGCCCCAAGUACCUGAACUCGCUGCACGGCUACCAGAUCGUGCAGCCGCUGGUGACCCCCAAGCAAGCGCAGAGCCUAGAGUACUCCAUGUCGACCAUUUCCAUCAACGCCGCCAAGCCCAACGUCACGGUGCCGACGUACACGCUGGAGGGCGCCGCCGCUUUUGAGGUCCUCGAGGGGCUGUUGACUGUUCAAAUUGGCGACUACGAGGAGGCUACGCUGAGCAGUGGUGAUGUUGCCUUCAUUCCCCCUGCCGUGCCCUUCAAGUACUGGAGCGACAUCGCUUUCACGAAGGUGUUGUUCAUUGGGGCCGGGACCAACUCCAUCGAUACUCAACUCAUUGCGGGAGGCAAGUCUUGGGACUACGUCACUUUUCCGACUCAGUGA